AUUUAGCGUGGCAAGCAACUCAUGACGUUUGCUGCCAAAACAGUCGGAAAAAGUCUCGCAGUUUUUUGUUGUUUUCUAAAAUAUUACAACAAAAAUCCUUUUUUCUCAUAAAUUGUUCUACAAUUUCUGAAAACUUGUGUCUUCUGGCAUACAUUUUGAAUGACAAGAAGUGCCCCGAAAGAUCCGUGUAAGAUCUCCGCUUGUAGGAUUCAAACGUGUCUUAAAGAGCACAAAUUUGAUGAGACCAGGUGCUAUGACGUCCUCGAAGACAUGCGCCAGUGUUGUCUAAAGUGGCACAAAGUAUCACUCUGCUGUUCCGGAAUCAAACUGGAUCGCAAUUACAGACUAGAGAAGGAAGCUGCAGAACGCGAGAAAUUGGAGAAACAGCACAAGCCAUGAGCCACGAUCCCCGCCGGAAAUUCAUCGUACCGAAACGAAACUGGGCCCAGCGUAAUCCUCGGCUGUUCGUUAGCAUUGUUACAACCACCGCCCUUUUGACCUUCUUCUCCAAACCAUUGUACGACGCAUUCAUCGCAGACGAGCCUCCGGUCAAAAGAGAAUACCGAUCGGUUCGAAUUGGUCCUAAGUAAAAAGAAAUUUAAGGGCAAUGGAAUCCGUUAGAAAGGCCAACCAAAGACUUAAGAACUAUCCUAUCUUACUGGCCAAGUGUUCCGUCGCAGCUGCCGCCUAUGCUACAUGUGUGACCACGGAUUUGAAUGUUUCGCAUAAGUCGUGCGACCAGGAAUUCCGGCAGUUUAAACAGUGCUUACAGAAGGCAGCCAGUGAUAUGAAAACAAAACUAUGAUUGAAGUGGUGUAAUAUGGACCGAUUAAAAUUCUUAGAUACCUAGUGAAUAAACUAAUCCGUUUGGCGCCGGCAAUCGUACUAACAAUUCAUGUAAUCGAAUAAAGUAGUGAAACCUUUUUAAAA
Messenger RNA from Aedes aegypti (yellow fever mosquito), 930 nucleotides. RefSeq lists its product as uncharacterized. Gene Ontology annotation, biological process: mitochondrial respiratory chain complex I assembly. Lineage: Eukaryota; Metazoa; Arthropoda; Insecta; Diptera; Culicidae. The coding region runs from base 608 to 805 and encodes 65 amino acids. Gene Ontology annotation, cellular component: mitochondrion. The record is from RefSeq and is a predicted model, not a curated record. The transcript is spliced from 3 exons.